Sitodiplosis mosellana (orange wheat blossom midge) is the source of this 5017-nucleotide messenger RNA. Its product is annotated as probable serine/threonine-protein kinase DDB_G0282963. The record is from RefSeq and is a predicted model, not a curated record. The transcript is spliced from 7 exons. Bases 876 to 4697 code for a protein of 1273 amino acids. NCBI's taxonomy places the organism in Eukaryota, Metazoa, Arthropoda, Insecta, Diptera, Cecidomyiidae.
ACUGCAGAUUUAUAUAAAAUCUAUAUUUAACAGAAAUUUUAAUAAAAUCGAUCAAAUUAGCGAAGACGCACACCGUCUAUCCAUCGGGUAUUGAACGCAUUAUUUCAAAUGUGACAUUAUAAAAAACGAAUACAUCUACAAAACACACACAUACGCCAAAUUGAUCUGUUAACCACCUGGUUACCGCUACUCAACAAUAUGUUUUUGACUCGUGUAUCUAGAAGUGAGUGGCGUUUCAUAUCGUUUGGAUGUUAGUUAGUAGUUUUAGCGAGUGACUCCAUCAGCGAGCAAACAAUUUAUUGAACAUUCAACAGAAACAGCAAUACAAGUGAACACACUAUUUUUGUUCACAGUGAUCGAUAUUAGAAAGAAAAUAUAAAAUUUAUUCCAAGAUUUUAAAAAUAUGUAUAUCCAAUGAAUACGAUCAUUUCAGUGGCCAUGCAAUAUUAAGAGCUAAGUUUUUUUUAGUGUUUGAGUAAGUUUUAAUGAAAACGACAGUUAGAAUUACAACAACCACACAGAAUACAAUAGAUUAACGUGCAGCAGUGAUAUAAUUGCGUGCUAAGAAUUCGACAAUUCCUUGAACAAACUCGACUCGGUUGGAAUAAAUAAAUAAAUUGUUUCUACCUUUUCAUUUUGUUAGUGAUUAAUUAAUCGGCCAGUGAAUAAAAUAAAUCUUAUCGAAACGUUGUGUGAAACAAAUACAGCAGCAAUCCAAAGUUUCCUUUAGUCCAAUUCGAAGUGAUUUCAUUUUAAAAUUCACAAAAAAUAACCAAAAGUACCUACGGACAACGCAGGCCAACGGUACGGAAAAGUUCGGGAUUACCAAUUAUUGAAAUAGCUGUUUUUGGGGAGAGCAUUGAUCAGUUUCCAAAAUGAGCAAUAACCGCGGUGGAUUUUUUUCAUUGAAUCGACUGUUGGGUAGAAAACAGAAAGUCGAUAAGCAUUCUUCCUUUAAUGGGUUUCCAAAAACAUCGGUUCAAACAUUAACAAGAUCAAGCACGAACUUAGAAGAUAUUUCACCACAGAACAAAAUCACUCCGCUGACGACUGUUCACAAUGCACCAUUCGAACAGACAUUCCGUAUAACCGUGUAUUUGCCAAUGAACCAGUUGUAUGUUAGUCGCAUCGGUGCCAAAACCAAACUUUGUGAACUUUUGGACAUAAUUUGCAUGAACAAACUACUCGAUUCAAACAAAUUUGAAUUCAGGCACCCUGCGGACGACAAUCAAAUAUUCGAUUUGAACUUCACGAUUGGUGAAGUAGGAUUGAGUGAAAUAAAAUUGGCCCAUAAGAAUGGCAAAGAAGAUACUAUUGUGAGAUAUCGUAUAAACACUAGCGGGCACGAAAAUCGUUCGCGACCGCACACAAUGUCAACGGUAUCUCCAUACAGUUCAACGAAUUCUUUAAAUUCAUCCGAUUCAAUGGGCAUAGUAAUAAAUCAUCGGUUGAGCAAUGGACACGUUCCAGCAGUCCCGGGUCGAAAGAAGCGCAUAGCACCGCGACCACCUAGUCAAAAUUCAAUAUCCGAAGAUCCUGAACGAAAAACAAUCAUGGAAAGAUCCAAUUCACAGAUUGAUCAAACUGGACUAAAUAGAUCUAGUUUAAAUCGUCAACAUUUCCAUGUGUCAUCACCAAAUCUUUCAAUGAAUAACAAUGCAACGUUAAAGUCAUAUUUUAGUACCGAUACGUCUAUUUCUAACAGUUUAGAUGGUAGACAAGUGAUAAUUAAUGACAAAAAAGCAGUAUCAAGUCGUCCGUUGUCAGUUCAGCCGAGAAACUCCACAAUAGAAAUUAACGAGCCUAAAUAUCGACGGUCCGAAAGCAUUAACUCAAUCGGCAACCAAAGCCAUUCGAGAACUUCGAGCGAAACUUCGGACAUCACUAGAGAUAGUUUCCCAGAACCCCAGCCACGGAAACGCUUUCCCCCAACAGGUAAAAAGAAAGCACCUGCCCCACCACCAAGAACUGUAUCGAGUCACAAUGGACCCAUUGCUACUCCAAGAUGCCUACAAAAGCUAAGUGAAGAGGAAAUGAAAGAUGAGAAUGGAAAUAUUGAAUCCGUUAAUUUGGAAAACGUGCAAAGAACAGAAUCAAAACCAAUAAUAGCGGCACCAUUUAAAAAUCCAACAAAUGUAUCAAAAAUUAUGUUGAAUGUAAAUGAAACAGAAACGGAAACAAUAUCAACACAAAACACCAAAACAGAUAACGACAUUCAAAAUGUGGUCAAUUAUGGUGUAUCUGCUUGUGAUGAAAAUCUUCGUAACUCUGGAAUACAAGACAAAUAUACAUCGGAUGGGAAAAUUGUCGACGGUAAAUCUAACAAAACAAAGCCCAAGAAAAUUUCGGUGGUCAAUUUUAGUAUUUCGUGUAUCGAGCAUGAUAUCGAUCCAAAUGAUAUCUCUAAACAAGUUAAUGAUAUCAUCGACGAAGCCGUAAAAAUAAAUGAAGCAAUGUUAAAUGCAAAAAAUGAACGAAAAAAUGAAGAAGUUAUUACAAAAACCAAUGAAAUGAACAACAAUAAUAAGAGCAAGUUUGGCCAAACUAUGUCUGAGAAAGAACCCAGCAGUCAAUCGAAAAUCCAUUCAAUAACAAAUUCGAAUCCAGAAAGUGGUAAAACCAUUGCUAAAAGAAAUAUUUCCCCUGAAGUUCCAAUUCAGCCGAUUUUGAAUGAAGUACGAACGUUUGAUUUCCAAGAAUAUAGCGACAAUUCAUUGCCAGCAAGUAGUACGACAAGUACAUUGAAUACCACUGAAACACCAUCAGCAGGUCCGGAUAGCUUGAUUACAUCUGAUAUUGAAGAUGGUUACAAGGGUAACGAAGUGGAGAAAAAGCGAAGGACCGAAACUACAUAUGAAGAAUCUAAGGAAGAUUUUAUUGAAAGUCAAUUUGGGUUCCUGAGUGAGCAUUUAGAUAGCAAAACGAACGUUGAUAGUGAUGAUGAAAAAACCAUUGAAUCUAUUAAAACACAUAACAUCGUUUCAUCAACAAUGAUAAACGAUAAAUUUGGCGAAACAUUCAAAGUAUCACCCACUGUUGAGAAAAGAGAUGUCAUAGAUGAGUUAACCCAAAUUAUCAAUUGCAAUCGGUUGGAAACAUUCAUGAAACCAAGUAAUGACACAAAUAAACUUAUUGAAGUUGGUAAACGGAGCUCAUUGACUAAUUUCCAUAUUGGUGCCUAUUCGAACAGUAGCAAUGAAAAGAAUAGAACAGCAGAUAUAACCUGUGCAACUGAUAUUUCAACAAACAUAGAUAAAAUUCCCGAGCAACAGAAGACCACCAAAGACCCAAAUGUGACUCAAGAUGAUUCACUAAAGAUACCUAAAAUAUCAGAUGAUACAGAGAAAAAUUCAGAAACAUUUGUACCUAAGCCAGUUGGUCGAUCUAUGUCAUUCCAUUCAACAUUCGCUGGAUUUAUUGAUCGUGAAGAUAACCAGAACAAUACAAACAUGGCAAUAGAUUUAUCUGGAGCGCGAAGUUUUUCGUACAUAUCACUAAAUGAUAUUUCAAAAGACGAAAAUUACAAUCACCGAACAACGACAGCAAUAAUGAGUGAAUUUAAUGAAUCAACACGUAAAAAGUCUGCAUCAGAACUUAGCAUUGCUGAUACGCCUUCAUUGCAGUCAAUUGAAAUAAUGAAAUCAAUUUUGAAUAACUCACGCUCGAUGAAUUUGGAUUGUACGUCAGAAACUGAUCGGAAAAUAACUGAACAAGAUAACCAAAGAAAUUCGCAUGAACGUGAAGAUAAAUUGCAAAAUGAUGCUGACUCAUCAUCAAAAUCAAUAAAUGAACCAAAGACCUGGAAAUACCAAGGACCCCCUUCAAUAAACGUCUCAACAUGGGGGGAUAGACCAAAAUCUUUAGUUCACAUAAAAAGCGACAAUGAUUACAUUUUUGGGGGAUCUUCCAAAAUUUCGGCGCUACAGAAGAGAUUUAGUGGAUUAAAUGAACAACAAAACCAUACCUCAGGAAAACCAUUUCAAAAUCAAACAGAACAUUGCAAUAGUAACUCUUGCAAGUUACCAGUCGUGCGUAGUGUUGAAUACAAGAAGAACAUUCCAGUAACAUCAGAGAAUACACAAGAUUCACUGCAACGGCCGUUCCGAUCAAGUUAUGAAGUAUCACGUAUUAUCUCACAAAAAACAUUACAGGAAAAAAUGCGAACACCCUACGCGACAACAACACUGAAUCGAAACAAAAAUGCCAAUUAUAGCUCCGAUCCAGUUCCUGGAAAAUCAAUUUUAAAAUAUUCACUAGCGAAUCGGGUUGAAAGUGCCGAUGGGCACCCAGAAAUGCAGUCUCCAGAUCAGCUUGAAAUGGAAGCCAAAAAUGAUAGAACGAAAGGUGUGCAGAGAGUCAAAGAUAAAGAAACUGAAUUCCCUGUUAAAUGCAGUAUCAAAACAAUUGAAAAGCCAAUGUUUUCUCAAUUAACUCUUCGCAAAACUGGUUUGAAAGAGAAAAUUCUCGAUGAAAGGAAUGAAUGCCAUGUCACUAAAGGCUUGGGGAAUCACAAUGAUUGCUCAAAGAAUACCACGAUUGCAUCUAAAGCAAACGAAAUUCCAACUGCACCCAAGCCACCUCCAAUGCCCAUUAAACCUUCAAAACGGCUACCAUCUACAGGAGAUCCACGAGCCGACUUGCUAAAUUCUAUUCGAAAAUUCAAUCGUGAUGCGCUUAAACGAAAUUGCAUAUAUUAAUAAUACAUUGUUGAAAAAAUUUAUUUUAUUGCACAAUUUACAUUACCUACUUUAUGCUGGCAUACAAUUAUUAUCAACAAAAGAAAACACACACUCAAAAAAGCAUAGACGUAAAUUUACAAGAUUUUUUAGCAAAAGGGUUCAUUGGAAUUGUAUAAAAGUGUAUUUUUUUUUAAAUUUUGAUGAAUUGAAAACAAAGCAGGAGGUUAUAUUUUAUUUAUUGAACAAUGUUCAGCACAAAGUAUAAACAAAUAAAAAAAUUUUAAAACAAAGUUGAAACAAGCACAUAAAAUAAAAAAGAGGAUUAUAUGCGAUUUGUA